AUGUCUGCUAUCAGGGAAAACGAAAGAAGAAAAAAACGAGAAAAAGAGUGCAGCAAAACCUAUGAGGACUACGAUUGGAAUACCCUCAUUGAUUCAGGAAAACUAAAUUCAUUAAAAGUGAUGGAACUUGACCAGUACCUUAAGAGACACGACCUGUCCACUAUCGGAAAAAAAAAGGAUAAAAUCAAACGAAUUAAAGAAGAUUUCUACAUAAAUAGGACCAACGACGCAGCCAUUGAUGCAGAAACUUCAGAUGAUGAUACUUUGUCAGGAGAUGGUGAAUCCGAUUCUGACGAUGAUGAAGUACUUCAGAUAAUUCCAGAAGGCGAUGAAGACGACAAUUCAACUGAGGGAAUGUCUGAGGAUUCUGAUGAAGAAAUUGCAAAUUUGCCAACGAUACGCAGCAGAAGAGCAGCUAGUUUUCCACAUGCAAGAUACGAAGACUAUUAUGUUUAUUAA
This is a messenger RNA of Paramuricea clavata, 459 nucleotides long. The record is from the annotation of a GenBank genome assembly. Lineage: Eukaryota; Metazoa; Cnidaria; Anthozoa; Malacalcyonacea; Plexauridae.